This is a messenger RNA of Colletotrichum destructivum, 2181 nucleotides long. Its product is annotated as Putative GroES-like superfamily, alcohol dehydrogenase-like, NAD(P)-binding domain superfamily. The record is from RefSeq and is a predicted model, not a curated record. The coding region runs from base 1002 to 2108 and encodes 368 amino acids. Gene Ontology annotation, molecular function: oxidoreductase activity, acting on NAD(P)H. The transcript has 2 exons. NCBI's taxonomy places the organism in Eukaryota, Fungi, Ascomycota, Sordariomycetes, Glomerellales, Glomerellaceae.
AGAAACUUACCGUUUGACAGUCGGGAACCGGGACUUAGUUGAUGUGUACAUACCCUUAUUCAACACGGCUUGGAAAGAUGGACGCCACAAAGGUCGCAAAGGCCGGAAAUAUAGCAGGGCUUGCCCGCAUUUGCAGGCUGUGCUCCGGGCUCCGGGUUUAAUGGGACCACCGGACACGGGCCCGAUGCCAAAAGAUCAAUCAAGCCCCGCGGCUCAUGCUCAAUCGCUGCAUCGGCGUCAGCUUCGGGGCUGGGUCGGGCUUAGCCGAGUCGGUGUACUUCCAUGGACACAAGGCGUCGGUCGACUGCUAUGCUACCACUGCAUUGAGUCUGGUGGUUAUUUCUAACUGGGUAAAAUGAAAUAAAAAACAACAACUACCCGGCCAACUACCUAUACACGCAGCUUUACAAACAUGCCCAGCCAGACGCUUACAAGAGGAUGAAACCACCCGGCUUCGGGUUGGCCACACAGUGAUAUAGCAGGUAUCGAUUGGUAACUCUCCUUCCUUGCCGCUCAAUGACCGAAUAGAAACCGCCGAAACCAGUAUUUUCCCAAGGGUCCUGGUGUCUGAGCGGCGCAGGGACUGGGAAUAAGAGGUCAGACGAGAUUAGGGCCGCGAAUAGGAACAAGAGUGUGCCCCACAUCUCACACAACCACUCGUUGGGCUUAGAAAUCACGACAUCGACGGCACCGGGGCCGAAAGGUUCGCGGUCAAGAUUAUUCAGCAAAGCGGCUCCAUGGUGCGUCUUCAUCACGGGUAGUUUGACCUCUGUUGGUUCGACAACUGUGAGAAGGGGUUGGAAGAAUGCCGGCGGUGGAUCAGACCAAAUACAAAACGGGCCGGAUGCCCCCUCCUCAGGGCUUCCUGCGAGCCAAGCCAUCGAGUGUCUUGAUCGCGUGCUGCUGCACUUUUCGUCUACUGCUUAUCGUGCCAAAAGAAACUGCGUUCUUCUAGGCCUCUUUUUCAGGUCACUUAAAGACACAAUCGGAAAUCCACAGCCAUGGCCGCCAUCCCUAAAACCCAUAAGGCCGUUGCGACGCCCGCCAAACGCGCGCCACUCCUUCUCAUCGACCGCGAGACCAGGCUCCCUGGCGAAGGGGAAGUCCUCAUACAGAACCAGUGGACGGCCUCGAGCCCUCUUGACCUCCAUCGCGCCGACGGUGGUCUCCUCUGCACGUACCCGGAGGUUAUGGGCGGCGGCGCCGCGGGCACCGUUGUCGCCGUCGGGCCGGGCGUCGAACGCCUCCGGGCUGGAGACCAGAUCUUCACCUUUUCGUUCCACGAGUUCGGCGAACGCGCGCACCAGGACUUCGCCACGGUGCCAGAGUACUUGGUCUCCAAGCUGCCGACCAACGUCACACCCCAGGAGGCCGCGACGGUGCCGACGAACCUGAUCACUGUGUUCCACGCCGUGACGGCGGAUCUAGGGCUGGAGCUGCCGUGGCCGAGGCCGGCAGGCUGGGAGCCCAAGGAGAAGGAUGAUGCGGUGCUUGUCUGGGGUGCCGCGAGCAGCGUGGGCGUGUAUGCAGUGCAGGUCCUGCGGCACUGGGGGUACCGGAACAUUGUGGCUGUGGCGAGCGAGAAGCACCAUGCCCAUCUCAAGGAGAUUGGCGCCAGGGAAACAUUCAGCUACCGUGACGACGACAUCGUGGACAAGCUUUUAGGGUUCGUCGGCCCCGAAGGGGUGCCGUUCGUGCUGGAUUGUAUUGGCUCCGUCGAGGGUACGCUUAGGCCGUUGGCCAUGAUUGCGCGUAAGGGAACAAAGGUCGCCGUCAUGCUUCCCGUCAUCGUUCGGGACUCGACGGAGGAUGUCGAGCCCGAGUACGAGAUGGACGUAAGUCGAGUCCUCGCCGACGAGUGGGCCGAAGGCGUCGAGCUGCGCGGAGUGAGGACGCAUUUCUACUUGGCUAACGGAUUUUUCAAGGAGAAGAUGCAGAGAGAGAUUGUGCCCACGCUCCUAGAGCAGGGGCUCAUCAAGCCGAACAAGCAGAAAAUUGUCGAGGGCGCCACGAUGCUGGAGCGGGCGCAAAAAGCGAUCGAACUGCUGAGGAGGAAAGACCCCAGCGGAGAGCGUCUUGUGUGGAAGGUAUCGGAUCUGAAGCUGUAAAUAUCAAGAUUGAUCAUAAUCGCCCAGACACCUCACAGCGAGGACUCCGGACAAUAAAUGAAUUUAGUGGAAC